AUUUUGUAUCGAUAUCGUAACGUGUAUUGAGACCUUCGUAGAAACGUGAACACAGCUUUUCCGGCUUUCGAUCUCGACGGCUUCGCAUUAAUUUGUUUAUUUCAAUUUUUCGUUGCUAUUAGAAGUGUCCCCCAUAAAAGCAAUAAGAAAAGAAGUGCAAGUGUGUGCGUGUGUAACUCGAAGCCUGCAAGCGGAACGUUGGAAUCAAGACACAUACAUACAUUGUAUGUACGAUUCGAGGCAAUUUUUCAUUAUUCGAUUUCGUAGGGAAAACUUACUUUCAACUGAUCGGAAAGAUGAUGCCCCGUCAGAUGGUCCAAUGGCGGAUCUACGUGUACGCCAAUUCUUUGUACUCCAUGCCAGAACGAGAGGUACGAUCUUAUCGUGAUUGGUCCCCGGUGACUUUCAAACAUGGCUCCUAUGAUGUCCAUCGGGUGCUGAACUGGGUCAACCGUGACAUUUCCGUCCUGCUGCACGUGAAAAGCGAAAUCUUCGCUGUCUUCGAAAUCAUCCUGGACAUGCUGCCGGAGAUAAGCAUGGCCAGUGACCUGUUCAAGGAGGCGCUGGUCAAGCACCUAGGGACCAAGACUAAUCACUUUAUCCACGAACUGAUCAAUUUUGCCCGGUCGCCGUACGAGGACAUUAUCGCCUACGAGUGCAGUGUCCAGUACAAGGCCCUGCAGGAGGACGACUUCGACGGGCCGAGCACCUCGGCGGAGGCACGGCGCCAGGGCCAGUUCACGUCGCCGGUCUUGCAUAGCUUUGUCGAGUUCUCGCGUCGCAUCAAUCCGGAUGAUUGCGGCGGCUUCGAGGCGGAUCUCCUGAUGGAGGACGAGGAUGCUGAGGAGCUGAAUGAUCUUAUACUCGAGCGCAAGGACGUUUCGCUGAUGAUGCUGGCCUUGGAGGAAGGUUUCCCCAGCCGAAGCUUUGCACGCCAAUUGGCGGCCUGGUUGCCAUCGGGACAUCCGGUAGUGGCCUCGGCAACGGAAGCAGCGGCGGCGGCGGCGGCGGCUUCGACUUCAGCUGCCCCUUCGGUGGUGGCCGCAUCUACGACGGCGACGGCGACCCCGACUUCGGCUUCGGGAUCUCAGCAGCAGCAGCAGCAGCAGCAGCCGCCGCAGCAGUCCACUUCGGAACAGCCACCAUUGCCGGCCGGGACAGGCGUCAGUAGUACAUCGGCCUCUGCUGCGUUUGCGAAUUUCGAGCUCCAGAUGGCCAUUGAGCGCAGCAUGAGGGAGGACGGAUUCCGAUUCUCCAAUGAGUGGGCAAUGCCUCCUCCAAGCGGUGGACGUUCGGUGCCAAUAUCCAAUCGUCAAAUGGCGCGCAAUGCGCGCAAUGUGAUAGCUACAAACUUGUAUCGCAUAGCCCAUGGCUCAGGGACAGGGAUCAUUCCUGUACCAACAGGAGGACCAACAGGAGGACCAACAGGGGGAGCAGCAGUGGUAGUGGCUGGGGGAACAGCUGGAAGAGGAGUGGCUGCAGUAGCAGGUGGAACCGCUGGUAGAGUUGCCGGGGGAGCAGCUGGAAGAAAUGCCGGGGCAGGAGCUGGGAGAGGAACCGUGCCAGGAGCUGGAAGAGGAACCGGAGGAGCAGCCGGAAGAGCACCCUGGGCAGCCUGGGGAGCAGCCAAUGGAUCAGCAGUGGUGCCAGCCGUGGCACCUGCCGGAGGAUCAGCCGAGAGAGCAGUCGCAAGAGCAGCCGCAAGAUCGGCUGCAAAAGCGGCUGCAAGAGCAGCCGCCAGAGCGGCGGCCAGAGCAGCUGCCAGAGCUGGAGCGACAGGAGCCGCAAGAACAACAGGUGGAACAGCAGGAACAGGAGCCGCCACCAGAGCUGGAGGAGGAACAGGAAGACGAUCCGCAGGAGUAGCUGCACCAGCAGCAGCCGCAGCACCACCAGCACCACCAGCAGCAGCAGCAGCAGGUGGAGGAGCAGCAGAAGCAGGUGGAGGAGCUGCAGAAGCAGGUGGAGGAGCUGCAGAAGCUGGAUCAUUAGUAGCAGCAGUAGAAUAUCAGUCUGCCCAAAAUGAUGCUAUGCGUGCUCGUCUUCGUGCUCGCGUACGACGCAUUCGCACACGCCCAUAGGGUCUCAGGAUGCAACAUUCCUUAAAACACAUAGAUAUACAAAAAAGAAAAAAAAAGAAAAACGGGGAAUCCCUUAUUUGUUAAGGAAACUCCCAAGAACAGAAAGCAAACCCAAAACCCUACAGAAAAAAGGGUUCGAAAAAGGCAUCAAAAAUUGAUAAAGAUAAAGGGAUCGGCCAUCAAUAUAAGAAGGACAUUGCCGUGGAAAAUGACGUGCCAAAUUUGUAUAUGUAUUAAUAUGCCCUUGGCGCAUAUUUUCCCUUGUCUUAAUUUUGAAGCAGAAAAGGUAGCCGCUAACACCAUUCCCCGCCUCUCCCAAUUGUUCCCAAUGCCGCUUGGCGCCACAUCCCUUGUCACAUAGCGCAUGAAAAAUUGAAUUACACGCACUUUUGCGCAUAAACGGGAAUAAAAAUAAAGAACAGCAAAAAAACAACGAACAA
Messenger RNA from Drosophila serrata, 2521 nucleotides. RefSeq lists its product as uncharacterized. The record is from RefSeq and is a predicted model, not a curated record. Gene Ontology annotation, molecular function: ubiquitin protein ligase activity. NCBI's taxonomy places the organism in Eukaryota, Metazoa, Arthropoda, Insecta, Diptera, Drosophilidae. Gene Ontology annotation, biological process: protein monoubiquitination; protein polyubiquitination.